Molecule: messenger RNA, 552 nt
Organism: Suillus subalutaceus
Lineage: Eukaryota; Fungi; Basidiomycota; Agaricomycetes; Boletales; Suillaceae
Exons: 5
Coding region: 1-552 (183 amino acids)
Source: RefSeq, a predicted model, not a curated record
AUGGCUUUGUUUACAGACCACCCGUUCAGGCAUGUUCUCAAAGGAAUUUUUGCUCUGGCGAUGGGCCAUAUGAUCAUGAAAUUUAUGCCCCACUCGAUUCGCAAGUAUCAGGUUAUUCACCUGACUCAAACAUCAGUAGCAAUGUUGGCGAUCGGAGCACUUAUCAUAUUGGUAGUGAAAAACCACCGAACCGGAGGGGAAAACAGGGCCUUUUCGCAAGGACAGGAGGAGUUAAUCGUGAUUGCGGCGUUUGGGGCAUUCUGGCUCGCCUUCCUCUUGGCUAUGCGCGCGUGGAACCAGGGUAGUGUCAACAUCGACCUGGCACACCCAAGUCACAUGUUCCAGCCGAGCACCGGUGCUGCCCAAAGCAAUGUUGUCGGUGCUGGCAGCAGAGGUGUUGAUGCUAGGCCGCCUGCAGUGGCGUCUGAACGGAUUCAAGGCGCAGCAAGCUAUAUGCGACAACAAUACAAACCCCAAGCCGGAUUCCGUAAACCAUACCCAUGCGACCCGAAUGAUGCUUAUUGUGUUGUCGAGGAGUGGACCUUUUACUAA